This is a messenger RNA of Cydia splendana, 1607 nucleotides long. RefSeq names its product protein unc-119 homolog (gene unc-119). The transcript has 3 exons. Gene Ontology annotation, cellular component: cilium. Gene Ontology annotation, molecular function: lipid binding. Bases 217 to 861 code for a protein of 214 amino acids. The record is from RefSeq and is a predicted model, not a curated record. Lineage: Eukaryota; Metazoa; Arthropoda; Insecta; Lepidoptera; Tortricidae. Gene Ontology annotation, biological process: nervous system development; cilium assembly; lipoprotein transport.
GUGACGUGCGUUGUCGAUAGUGACGUACGUGUGGUGUGUGGUGAGCAAACAAUUUUUUCUCACGCGAAAAGCUGCAUGUUGUUUGUUCUAUUGCUAAUCUAAUUCCAAAGAAAAUGCACUGAUACAUUUACAUACGUUGGCCUUUUAAUUAAAUUACUUACUGUGCCUAUACCCUUUGAGAUACUUUCGUCAUUGGAAGACUCAACGGUUACCAAAAUGAGUUUAGUAGGAAAAAAGUGCGAAUCAAUAACCCUAUUGGAAUCGAAUACAGAAGACGUAAUACCGAGUGAUAUUACUCCUGAAGAUGUUUUGAGGCUGGAUAGAAUCACUGACACAUAUCUGUGCAGCCCUGAGGCUAAUGUAUACGAUAUAGAUUUUACGAGAUUUAAGAUCCGUGAUCUAGAAAGUGGGACAGUGUUGUUCGAGAUAGCUAAACCGCCGACGGACUUCGGUGUGGACAGCGAGGGCGCCGAGGACGCUCCCGAGGAGCCCUUGGACCCGAAUGCAGGCAGAUUCGUGCGAUAUCAGUUCACUCCGCAAUUUUUGAAGUUGAAGACUGUUGGGGCUACUGUGGAGUUCACGGUGGGUUCGCGUCCUGUCAACCACUUCAGAAUGAUCGAGAAGCACUUCUUCAGAGACACCCUGCUGAAGACCUUUGACUUUGAGUUUGGCUUCUGCAUUCCAUUCUCUAGGAACACUUGUGAACACAUAUAUGAGUUUCCCACGCUGCCACCAGAUCUAGUUGAAGAGAUGAUUGCAGCACCAUUUGAGACAUGCUCGGACAGCUUCUACUUUGUGGACAACCAGCUGGUCAUGCAUAACAAGGCUGAUUACGCCUACAAUGGAGGUAUCAACAAUUAAAGGUGCACUGUAACAGACCAUAUUUUGUAAAUGUGUGGCCACUUGGCCGGUAACUAUGGGUGUCAUGCUUUAGCACAGGGGUAGACAAACAGUAGCUCACAAGCUUAAGGAAGCUUUGUAGGGUUCCAUACCAAAAAAGGUAAAAAGGAACCCUUGUAGAGUGAUUCUGUCCAUCUGUAAUAUGGCUAAAUAUCUCAGCACUUAUGCUAUCAUUUUGAAAUUUGGAAAAGUUAUAAAUUAGGCUAACCCAGAUGCAUUGAAACUGUAUUUAAAAAGCCCCAAAAAUUAGUAUUUAACUUUUUUAUUAUUUAAUAUUCUAGAUUUUUCGAAACGACCCCUGUCACCCCUGUACUAAAAUAUAGUAAGACGCCCAUAGUUGCCUAUGUUUACGUGUGUCGUAAUACAACACAAUAAAAUUAUUGCAAAAACAUUCAAAUGUUCGUGUUUACACAAACUUUUAAUGAUUGGCACUAAACUUUUUAACGCAUUGGAUUUUGUCCAAGACACAUAAUUUGCAAUUAAUAUUUUGAUAUUCCGGUAUAGAAUACAAGGAAUGUUUUUCUCACAUACACUAUGUGUAACAAAUGAUCUCAAAAUUUGUAUUUAUUUGUUUAUAAUUAUAUAAUGCUCUAAGCAAUUAUUGGUUUCAUAUUCAAGAACUGAAUAAAAAUAUCUUAAUCAUUUCAACAUUAAUGUGUUCAAUAUAAUGGUUUUAAAAUGGGUAUACAAAGUUGAAAUUUAUAAAA